AUGUCCAAGACAAGAACAGUUAAAUGUGGAAUACCCCAAGGUCCUAAUCUUGGGCCACUUCUUUUCUUAUUAUAUAUAAACGACCUGCCAAACUGCCUGACCUCAUCUUCAGCAAGCAUGUUUGCCGAUGACACAAAUGUUUCAACCAAUGGCAAAACAAAUGACGAACUACAAGAACGCAUUGACGUGGACUUAGAAAAUAUACACCAAUGGUUACUUGCAAACAAACUUACACUUAACAAAGAUAAAACUGAAUACAUGAUUAUUGGUUCAAGACAACGAAUUUCAAACUUA
Molecule: messenger RNA, 294 nt
Organism: Paramuricea clavata
Lineage: Eukaryota; Metazoa; Cnidaria; Anthozoa; Malacalcyonacea; Plexauridae
Source: the annotation of a GenBank genome assembly